This is a messenger RNA of Alternaria burnsii, 1251 nucleotides long. RefSeq lists its product as uncharacterized. The transcript has a single exon. Lineage: Eukaryota; Fungi; Ascomycota; Dothideomycetes; Pleosporales; Pleosporaceae. Bases 1 to 1251 code for a protein of 416 amino acids. The record is from RefSeq and is a predicted model, not a curated record.
AUGCUCUCAAAUGCACAUGUCGCAGCCUGCGACCCAUCGCAAAGGAAGUCCUUAACACAAAGUGUGUGUGUGUGGGAAUUCCGUGAGCCUAUUGCAGCUUUUACAGAAGGAACUGGUUCCGAGCCUGUUCGUAGUAUCCGACAAAAGGCCAAGCACAUUGAGAUACUUAGAGAUGCAAAGUUAUUUCCAAGGGAUGACUAUCCAUGGCGGCCGCGAGAGGAGCUUGAGCAAGAAUUAGAUACGUGGGGUGACUGGCCCGUCGACGUAGAGACAGCUCUUGAUGAAGACCCUGCUCAGUUGGAGCUUGCCUUCCUUGUUGCGAAUUCACCCGAUCUGCAGACCUUCAUUAUGGACGGUCACCACAAGGCCAGUGUUUCGAGGUAUCGUAACCAUUACAUACUUCCGGUGUGGCUUUUUCCUAUCAUCCAAGUCGCCUGGCGGACGCCACUUAAAGGCAUGGACGAUUCAUUCUACCGAAAUCUGCAAACUCUCGACAUAAAUAUGCAGUUUGAUUUCGGCCCUGGCUUGACCUAUCUAUUCUUACUACCGACCCUCCGAACGCUUCGUCUGAGUUGUGUGGAAUGUUCAGUCCCAUUCCAGAACGAAGCAGAUUGGCCAAUUAAGAGCAGAUCGUCGUCGGUUGCUUCGCUCAUACUUGAUGGCGCCGACAUCUCUGGUACUCUAAUCAGACUUCUCAUUACCUCCUGCAGAAAGCUAUCAUGCUUUAAGUUCAAGCACGUGCGCGGGAAAGGAAGGCCUUUAAGCUGCUCGGCAGAGAUCAUGUCUGGUCUUGCGCAGCAGCAAGACUCGCUGCGUACUCUACAUUUUGAUCCAAGUAUACACUUGCCAGACCGAGACGACAUGACCUACACGCGUACCGAUGAUUUUUGGAAACUGCAUGCACUAGAGAGACUCUGUACGCCGUUCUCGGCUCUCCUUGGGGAACCUCAAUCAACGUACACUGGCGAAGAAAGUUGGCAGUACCCGCAAAUGAGAGAUGUGCUUCCACAUCGACUGCAAGAGCUAUCGUUAAACAUAGUACCUAUGAUGUUAUCUCAGGAGUACGAUGAUGGCUACCCUAGCCUCUUCUCUAGUGCCUUACCUUCAGAUAUGAAAGAUCUCCAUCUCAAACGGGUCUACGUGAGAUACGACCAUUUGUUACAGUCCGAACUGUUGCUCUUCGACUUUUGGGACAUCAAGAAAGUCUUCCUCGAACAAGGAGUCGAUUUUGACUACACUAUUCGUGACUGA